Messenger RNA from Girardinichthys multiradiatus, 2274 nucleotides. It is a transcript of the gene srpx2, whose product is annotated as sushi-repeat containing protein X-linked 2. The record is from RefSeq and is a predicted model, not a curated record. The transcript is spliced from 10 exons. Lineage: Eukaryota; Metazoa; Chordata; Actinopteri; Cyprinodontiformes; Goodeidae. Bases 211 to 1566 code for a protein of 451 amino acids.
UACUCUUUUACUGGGAGACUUUUGUUUCUUCAGGAACCUCUUUUUGUCCUCAGCGGGUUUCAGACUAACUCAAUAUUUCUGAAAGCUUUUUGCCAAACCUUUUUUUUUUUCUUCUUUAUUGAUUUCAUUUAAGCUCUGACUGCCAUCCUGCACAAAACACAAAAAAGGGUUUUUAUUUUCCGGCCGGAGUGUGAUCGUUGUGGUACUGCCAUGCCAAACAGCCGCUGUGUUGCUGUGUUCAUAUUGGUAUUCUUCACAGCUGGAGCCACCACAGACUACGACAGCUACAGUGACUUCAUAGAGGAAGAUUACACUCCCCAGCUGGACUAUAAAGACCCAAAUUGGUGUCGUUCUCCGCAGCUGACCAAUGGUGAGGUGGCCUGCCGCUCCCCUCAGGGCGGGGCCCACAGGGGCAUGCUGGGCACCCUCUGCGAGAUGACCUGCGAUCGAGGCUACCGACUGCAGGGCAGAAGGUCCAUUCAGUGCCUUGCCAACCGUCUCUGGUCUGGGACGGCUUACUGUCGCAGGAUCCGUUGCCACGUGUUGCCCCUCAUCCCACAGGGCAGAUACACCUGCACUCAUGGCUUCUUCGUGGACUCCAGGUGUGACUUCACCUGUAGCCCCGGCUAUCGCAUCGAGGGGGAACACUCACGCACCUGCCAGCAUGGGGGGUCGUGGAGCGGAGUGCAGCCGGUGUGUUCAGAUACUGACCCGCCAAAGAUCAAGUGUCCACCAUCCAGACUGAAGCUGGCUGAUCCUGGAAAGCUCACAGCCAAAGUGAGCUGGGACCCCCCAGCUGCCACUGAUACUGCAGACAAAUUCCUUAAUGUAGUGUUAGUGGACCAGGCGCCUGGCACUGAAUUUAAAGAGGGACUGCAUGUCAUCAGAUACAAGGUGUACGAUCAAGCCAGGAACAGAGCUACCUGCAAGUUUCUUGUACGUGUAAAGGUAAAAAGGUGUCUAGAGCUACCUCCACCUCUGCACGGUUACCUCAGCUGCUCCUCUGACGGGAAUAACUACGGUGCAGCGUGUGAAUACCUCUGCGAUAGCGGAUAUGAGCGCAGGGGGACAUCUAGCCGUGUCUGCCAGUUCAACCACAGCUGGAGCGGAAGCCCUGCCGAAUGUGUCCCGAUGGAGUUUAAAUUCAGUAUAAAGACAGCUUCAGCUCUCCUGGACCAGUUCUAUGAAAAGAGGAGGCUGCUGAUCAUGUCGGCGCCCAACAUAUCCGACUCGGACUACCAGCUACAGAACAUCAUGAUACAAAAAUCUGAUUGUGGAUUGGACCUUCGACAUGUCACAGUGAUUGAACUCCUGGGCUCUCCGCCUCGUGAGACGGGACGCAUCAAAGAAAAUCUGCUUCAGUCUGAAGUCAUCGAGGGUUUGAGGCAAGCAUACAGAAUCUCCCGAUCCUAUUUCAGCAUGGUGCUGCUGGACGAACUUGGUGUUGACAGAGAACGCUUCAUUGUCCCGGUAUCAUCGGAGGAGCUGUUCUCCUACAUAGACAGUUUCGUGCUGGAAGAGGAGGAACGGGAAAGGCUGGAGGUCCACAGAGAUUUCUGUGACUAACUUAUUAAAGCUCUCUGGCUGCCACAGCAACACAGUCAUCUUUAAUAGUAAGAUGAGAUGUGGAGGGACAAAUGUGAAAACAGCCCAGAGGGAGAUUAAAGACGAGGGCAGCUCCUCAUGUUUAAAUUUGCACAACACUGAAGUGCCGGCACUAUUUGCUCAAUGUAAAAAUCAGCUGAGGGGCAUGAAAGAAAGAGCUUAUUUUUACCUAAUUUCAGCAGAAAAUUCAGGUCUAACAUUAGUGAAGUAACAUCUUUUAUUGCAAGAAAUCUAGAAAAUGAAACCUAUUCCACUUUUAUGUCAUGUUCACAUAUUAAAUCCCAAAGGUAACUCCAGUUUACCAGUAACUGAAGCUCUAAAAGAAAAAAGACCAGUUGGCUACUAAUGGAUAAUAAAAGUGGAGACGAGGACAUGAUGGGUUUAACUUUUAUUGGCUCAACAGAUUAUUCAAGGCAACCUUGAGUUUAAUGUGACUGAUAAUGCUCCAACACAAAAGUUUAACAAACAUUUAAAACAGUCAUUUAAUUUCUUCAAUAAGACCUUUAAUUGAAUUUGUAUAAAUAUAAGUGUAUUAAAGCACAGUUGUGCACAUUUAGUAUAACAGUUUUAUCCAAACCCAGAAUUCUCCAUAUUACCAGUUUAUAAUGAAUUGUUUUCCUUCAUAGUGUUCUUCUGUAAACUAUUAUAAAGACAAGUGUGAAAAAUUAA